GAUGGCGGAGGGCUACAGGAGGGAUCAGUUACAAUGGGCAGUCAAUUCCCGACAAGUGGGCGUAAUUGGCGAAUUGCCUCAGAUACGCACUCUUUUCACAGAGAUAUGUAAAUUGAGAAGCAUACCAAAAUCAACUGCCUGGACAAUUGUCAGCAUAGACCAGAACUUGGAGGAGUGUUUUGGAUGCGAGAUUAAAAAUGCCCUUUAUCUCAGGCCAUCAAUAAGAGAUAAAAUCUUGACUCAAAAGAUAAAAAUGGUCAUGGGCACUGAUAAUAUGACGAUGGCUUACACUGUGUACGAGUCAGCCCAUAUUCUGUACCAGCAUUGGCAGGAAUUAAUGGACAUAAAUUCUACUAUGGCCAAAACGGAACACGACAUUUGCAUGGAGCCACCUGUGUACUGGAGAAACCAAAGCAAUACCUCCCAGGGAGAGGAAUCCGCCGACAUGGAGUAUUCUCACAGUUUUGGACGCACAAAUUGGACAGGGACGGAAUUCAUACAGGAACCCCGCAUCAACGUUGGUCGAUACAGUUGUGAUAAAAAUGGCAGUACCAUUGAAAUGAUUGGCCAGUGGACAUUAGAAAGGAUGAAAUGGACUAGUGAUAGCAGAAUAUGGCAACCUGAACAGACCAUACUGCGUAUUACUACAGUACCCGAAUCCCCAUUUGUAAACAAGGAGGUUCACGAGAACGGCACGGUGAGGUAUACCGGGUACUCUGUGGAUGUGCUUAUUGAGAUCACCACUCGCCUCGGUCUGAAUUACACCAUCUCUGAACCGGAAGACGGCGAGUUUGGGGCCGUCGACGCAGACGGAACUUGGUCGGGAAUGAUAGGCGAGGUGGACAGAAAGAGUGCCGAUAUGGCCAUUGGACCGAUCUCGGUGACUGCCGAACGUGAGAACGUGGUGGACUUCGCCACACCUUACUACGACUUCGCUGGCAUACAGAUCAUGAUAAAGAAGACAGAAGUAGAGAACAGCAUGUUCACCUUCACCACAGUGUUUUCUAUCGAGGUUUGGUUGUGUUGGUUCAGCGUUCUGGGCGCCACAGCUGUGCUGCUACACGCCUUUGACAGACUCAGUCAUUGUAAAUGUGGACAAAACUCAGGCAUCCCAACCCCGCCACACGACGGAUUCGAUCUCAAGGACAGCUUCUGGUUUGUCAUCGCCUCACUCACGUUGUCAGGUCCAGAGAAAAGACCACGGUCAUUCUCCAGUCGAAUCCUGGUCACGGGUUUCUGGUUUUUCUGCAGCAUAAUGAUGGCGACCUACACAGCUAACCUGGCCGCCCUAUUGACUCUGUCCCGUCUGAGCGCCCCUGUGGCGAAUCUAGAGGACCUGCUAGCGCAGUCACAGAUCCGCUACAGCACCAUGAAGGGUACCUCCAUGCAAACCUACUUUUUGAGGAUGUCAGAGAUUGAGACCAAUUUUUAUGAGAUCUGGAAAGAGAUGAGUUAUGGCAAUGACAGCGAAUCUGCCAAGAGGAGCCGAUAUGCCGUCUGGGAUUACCCGCUUCCUGACCGCUACAAGGUCAUCUGGCAAAACAUGGAGGAGACCGGCUUUGUGAACUCAUCUGAGGACGGCAUAGAACGUGUGCUGAAGGGAAAUUACGCUUACUUCACAGAGGCUCCCAUUAUUAAGUACAAAAUGAGCAAGCAUUGUGACAUUACAGCUGUGGGUAACCAGUUUAGCGCCAAGCCGUAUGCCUUUGCUCUCCAGGAAAAGUCUCAGCUAACAUCGGUUGUGUCUGGCAUAAUCCUUGAACUACAACAGGAACGGAUUUUAGAGACUCUGAAACAAAAAUGGUGGCCUGAAGUGACGACUGCUUGUGGGAAUGUGGAGACAUCAGAAGGUGUGGGAAUCGUGGAAAUGGCAGGAAUCUUCAUGCUUGUGGCAGCUGGAGUCGUCUGUGGGAUACUAACUCUGCUUAUUGAACUCAUCUGUUACAAAAUUCUUGGAUCCGCUAAGAAAAGGAACAAUAACGCCAAUUCAACAGAGGGGAAAGAGGUAUUCAGAGUUUCUCUUGAUCUACCGGAUGUGGAGACCAAGAGACAAGACACGUAAUUGGUCCCCCACCAAAGAUGUCGCACGCAGGGAAUUGAUUCAUUUGCGCCUAAGAUGAAACAUGCAGCUAAAAAAUCUGGACGUCGUCAUACAUAUUACACCGUGAUCAACUUGGCUGGAAAAGCCGUCUAUGCAUUUGUCCACGAACACAUAGACACGUGGUGAUGUUUCAAACAAAUCUAGGAUCGUAUACACGAUUUGUGGAAUGUUGUUGUUCUUCUGUGAUUAACUGAAAGUGCGUAUUGACGAACACAUUGACACUAUGAACAAGAUUUAUGGCGAGUCCUGAAUUUAUUUCAGGGAAAACAUUGAUGUUGAUACGACCUUCAAAUCCUCGAAGGUCGAUCCCCUCUCACUCCUAAGGGUUUUGUCUCCCUAAGAGUUCACCAUCACGUCACCGCUAGCAAGUGUUGUUCUGUUCGUUGUAAUCAUCCGUCGGUCUAAACAUGAUGAGUCUCGCGCUUUUUUGUAGACGGUUUGUCUGGAACGCUUAUCAUGGUCUGGUCGUUUCAACUCCAACCAUGCCUCAUCUUGCCUUUUGCUCACAGUAUAAUUAUGUAUCUUUCAGGCACCAGCUUACGAAUUUGACACUUUCACACAUAUUAGCAAUGAAUGUGUUGAAAUGUAAGGCUAAAAUACAAUAUUAUUGGAUAUAGCGUUUGUUAUCACUGUGUUCCGUUAUAUGGAAUGAACACAGAACAUGUCAAGACAGGUUCACAUAAAUUUUCAUAUUUUUAUUGACUUGUUGUUUUGAAUAACACUUUGUUUUUUGUGGAUGUGUGGAUGGUGCUAGUGUCUCUCCAAAACUAUAACUAUAUCAUGUUUUAUUUGUGUCACAUCUGGAGAUAUCUGUCAUAAAACCUUAAUUGUACUUCACGUUUCUUAUCGUUUAUCGUUUUAGAUUUAACCAUGUCAAAAAUAUUUUGUAGGAUUAUUUGUAUUAAAUAAAAAUAGGAAACAAUGAGCAUUUGUUUAAAAAUUAAAACGAAGAAAGGUUGGGAAAGUUUCUAAAGAAGUAUUUCUUCUUAUUUCAAGCAAGUUUUGUAGCGCUGUAAAAUGUUAAUUACCCGUAGAUACACUAAUUGAUUAGAAGAUAUGGGGAACCCUGUACAUGUUUGAAAGCACAGUACUGAGGACAGAGGAACAUUUUGUUUCAUUAAGUACUGUGUAUUUUAUUAUUGUGUCUCAGGUAACUCUUUCACCCAAGUGACAGUGCCUCUCUGAAUUUACAUGAGUUGUAAAGUACAGCAUUCAGAUAUGCGUAAAUCAUGUGGAAAUCAAGAUGUUCUGCUUGGAAUAUUGUUUCUUUUGACUACACUUUGCGACAUUUGCGGUAAUGGUCUUCGUUUAAAAUGGCACCCGAUUCUGUAAUCGACACGACGCAAGUUUACAUCACUGGGUUUGUAUGCAAAUGAUGUUAACUUAAACACGAAGUUAAUUUGCUACUUUGUAUUAAAAUAACCAUAAAUCGUUAUGACACUUUAGCUACAGAAUAAAUUAAAAGCCCAAUAUUCUUUUGAAAUAUUAUAUAAUACCUAAUAUAAAGCGCUGUGUUAACUGUCAUAUAUUUUUCUCUUUGCACAGUGCUGGUAUAAGUAAGAAAGAAAACCAUAAAUGGCAAACAUAUCUAUUAAUGAUAUCAUAUCUAUUAAUUGGCUUCUUUCUGGGAGGAAAGCAAAAUGCCAAGAUGAAAAUCCAUUGCGCUGUGAUUAGAUGAAUUUCAUAAAACUCACCGUAUGUCGUUUUGCCAGUGGAAUGAAUUAGCACUUGCAAUAGGGGAAUAGAUAUUGGGCAAGAAAUAUUUUAGACUGUUGAUGUUUGGGGUUAAAUAUUUACAUAUAGAGUAUGUAAGUGUACCAAUAUUGUUUUUGAUCGUACCUUGACGCAUGUGCCCUUCAUUGUAUACUAUGUAUCGAUGUUGUUUCACUACCAUUAACGUUACACAUAUAUGUAUGUAUCGAGUGCAGGCACUUGAGUCUUCUACAGUAUUCCACGAGUUAUAAGAAUAUAUACG
This is a messenger RNA of Liolophura sinensis, 4076 nucleotides long. Its product is annotated as ionotropic receptor 25a-like. Gene Ontology annotation, molecular function: ligand-gated monoatomic ion channel activity. Gene Ontology annotation, cellular component: membrane. The record is from RefSeq and is a predicted model, not a curated record. Lineage: Eukaryota; Metazoa; Mollusca; Polyplacophora; Chitonida; Chitonidae. The transcript is spliced from 10 exons. Bases 2 to 2062 code for a protein of 686 amino acids.